AUGCCACCACACCUCCACCCCCGCUCACGGUCAACGACCUCCCUCUUCGCCGCGACGCUCUUUGCAUCCCUCGUCGUCGUCGGUCUACCACACGUCUUCCCCUGUCCCGCCCCGCGCCGCACACUCGCCGAUUCCGAAAUGAUAGUCACAGCAGACGGCCAACAAAUCCAGAGAAUACGACGCAGACGUCGGAAGGACGAAGACAUGCUCAGUCCAGUAGAGGGCGUCCUGCCCCGGACGAGCCCCGCUACCGACGACGAAGUCUCCACGUUCCUACAACUCGAGGAAGAAGCACAGAGAUUGGCGGCGGCAGGCCGUGAAUGCCCGGUCCCGAAACCCAGGGGCGUUCUGGGCGACUUGCUAGGAUUUACACACCGCGGGGAUACACAGACACAAUUACAGUCGUCACAGGAGGCUAGGCAGAGCCGGUAG
Messenger RNA from Aspergillus heteromorphus CBS 117.55, 432 nucleotides. RefSeq lists its product as uncharacterized. Lineage: Eukaryota; Fungi; Ascomycota; Eurotiomycetes; Eurotiales; Aspergillaceae. Gene Ontology annotation, cellular component: mitochondrial matrix. Gene Ontology annotation, biological process: mitochondrial respiratory chain complex IV assembly. The transcript has a single exon. The coding region runs from base 1 to 432 and encodes 143 amino acids. The record is from RefSeq and is a predicted model, not a curated record.